Molecule: messenger RNA, 2073 nt
Organism: Impatiens glandulifera
Lineage: Eukaryota; Viridiplantae; Streptophyta; Magnoliopsida; Ericales; Balsaminaceae
Product: stomatal closure-related actin-binding protein 3-like
Exons: 10
Coding region: 315-1811 (498 amino acids)
Biological process (GO): regulation of stomatal movement; actin filament organization
Molecular function (GO): actin binding
Source: RefSeq, a predicted model, not a curated record
AGAGAGAGAGAGAGAGGAGAGAGAGCGUCGUUAUCAUCUCUCUUUUCCUUUUCAGUUAUUUCAGUCCACUUUUAUUAAACAAAUUAGCAGGAAGCGGAUUGAUUCUCUCUUCGAUCCAUCACUUGGAAUCCAAAGACGACGAUGAUGAUGAUGAUGAAAUCGUAAUUAGAUAUUCUUCUCUUUGGAUCCUCUACCUCAGAUGCGACUGCUGCUCUCACGCAUUCUUCGCUUCAGUAUCACUCUUUCAACUUCAUCUUCAUCCGUUUUCUACCGCAACUAAAAUAUCAUUAGCAUUCGGAUUCGAAUUCGGACUAAUGACUAAUAAGGUGAGUCCGUCAUUUGAAGAUCCAAUGCCAGCAACAGCAAUUGUGUCAUCCGUCUCUGCCGAUGCCAGUUUUGUUUCUGAUCAAUUUCCAAACUACAAAAUAGGACCUGAUAACCAGAUCCUAGAUGUAGAAAAGGUGGAUCAUUACGGUCCUUCACUUAAAGAAGUUGUCGAAAAAGAAACUUCACAACUGGUAGAACAGCACAAGCGUCUCUCAGUUCGCGAUCUCGCCACUAAAUUCGAUAAGAACUUAGCAUCUGCUGCCAAGUUAUCAGACGAGGCUAGAAUUAGAGUGUCUGCUUCUUUGGAUGGUCACGUCCUUCUGAAAAAACUGCGUGAUGCAUUGGAAUUCCUCAAGGGACGAUUGGCUGGACGAAACAAAGAAGAUGUUGAGAUUGCUAUUUCAAUGGUGGAGACUUUAGCUGUCAAGUUGACUCAGAAAGAAGGAGAAUUAAUUCAGGAGAAAUUUGAAGUGAAGAAGCUAGCCAACUUUCUUAAACAGACUUCAGAAGAUGCGAAGAAAUUGGUCAGUCAAGAGAGAUCAUUUGCAUGUGCAGAAAUCGAAAGCGCAAGAGCAGUGGUGCAAAGAAUCGGAGAAGCUCUCGACGAAGAAGAAAGAAAUUCCAAGACUUCAGGAAAACAGGAGGUUGAGGGAUUACUAGAAGAGGUUCAACAAGCUAGAAGGAUUAGACUGUUGCAUCAGCCGAGCAAGGUGUUGGAUAUGGAACACGAACUUCGAGAGCUGCGACUUCAGAUCCAAGAGAAAUCCACGAUUUCGAUUAAACUUCAGAAUCAACUGGAGUUUAGAAAAAGGGCUGAAGAAAACCAGUUCUGUAUAUACGAAUUAAAUGGUUUAGAAAGUGUAGGUUCAUUGCUACGAAUUGAACCGUGCUCUGAUGAAGCUGAAGAGCCGUCAAGAUGUUCAAUCCAGUGGUAUCGCCUGCCGACUGAAGGUAGCAGAAGGGAAAUUAUUUCGGGUGCGACGAAAACAGUUUAUGCUCCUGAGCCUUUUGAUGUGGGAAGAUUUCUUGAAGUUGAUAUAAUCUCAAAUGGACAGAAGUUUUAUGUAACAACUGUUGGAGCCAUUUCUCCAGCUCCAGAACUGGACAAUCAUGUGGAGAUUCUUUUACGAAAAUCUAAUACAGAAUUCAAUGUUGGUAUUUCCCAGAUGAACGGACGAAACUAUUCUUCAAAAUCUGUGCAUUUGUUUCAAGUAGGGAAGACUAGGAUGAAGCUUUCUAGAGGCUGGAUUACAAAGGCGAGGGAAUCAUAUUCGCCGUCGAUGAUGCAGCUAUUAUGUGGGUAUAGGGGCGGUGGUAAUUCAGCAGCGAAAUCGAUAUUUUGGCAACCGAGGAAGGGACAAUCGUUCAUAUUAGUGUUUGAAUCAGAACGAGAUAGAAAUGCCGCCAUUAUUCUGGCCAGGAGAUAUGCUCUCGACAGCAGCAACGUUAUGCUUGUUGGACCCGAGGAUCAAGCCUUCAUAUAAAUAAACAAACUGGAGAAGUGAUUUCAAUCUUCUUCUUAACCUAUUUUUGUGUGUGUGAGUUUUGGUUUUAUGUGUUUGAUUUCUGGAAGAAUGCCAUUGCCUUUUAGAUUCCUGGCUUCUUCUUUUUUUUUUUCUUUUUUUUUUGAACUAUUGUUUAGUUAUUUCAGUUGAUCUAAUUUUCACUUGUAAGAGGUUUGUUCAUGUGAUCUUGUUACAUCUAAUAUGGUUAUUUAUGGAAACUGAUUUUUUUAUCAUCUCACCA